Lucilia sericata (common green bottle fly) is the source of this 7443-nucleotide messenger RNA. It is a transcript of the gene beta-Spec, whose product is annotated as spectrin beta chain. Gene Ontology annotation, cellular component: spectrin; cell junction; cell projection. The record is from RefSeq and is a predicted model, not a curated record. Gene Ontology annotation, molecular function: phospholipid binding; structural constituent of cytoskeleton; actin filament binding. The coding region runs from base 219 to 7142 and encodes 2307 amino acids. NCBI's taxonomy places the organism in Eukaryota, Metazoa, Arthropoda, Insecta, Diptera, Calliphoridae. Gene Ontology annotation, biological process: actin cytoskeleton organization; neuron development. The transcript is spliced from 9 exons.
AAUUUUUCACUUUUUCAAGUAGUUCAAUUAUUGUCGUUUCUCAAAGUUGUUCGUUGAAUGAAAAAGAAAAAAUAAUUUAUUUUAUAAAUUUGUGUAUUAAAUGAGAAAAUUUUAUAGAACAUUAUAAUAAAUUCAAUAUUUGGGGAUAAAACGAACUGUGAAUAAUUUUAUUUUACUGACAAAUAAUUACGAAACGGCGAAAUUAAUUAUCGAAAGCGAUGACGACGGACAUUUCAAUUGUUCGAUGGGACCCUAGUCAGGGUCCAGGCAACGAAUACAUCGAUGAGUAUGAAUAUGAUGGAGGAAAUUCGAGUUCACGUCUCUUCGAACGUUCUCGUAUUAAGGCACUAGCAGAAGAACGUGAAAGUGUGCAAAAGAAAACAUUUACAAAAUGGGUAAAUUCGCAUUUGUGUCGCGUCAAUUGCAGAAUAGCUGAUCUGUAUGUUGAUAUGCGUGAUGGCAAGCAUUUAAUAAAAUUGCUGGAAGUAUUGUCUGGUGAAAGACUUCCAAAACCCACAAAGGGCAAAAUGAGAAUCCAUUGCUUGGAGAAUGUCGAUAAAGCUCUACAGUUUCUACGCGAACAGAGAGUACAUUUGGAAAAUAUUGGCUCACAUGAUAUUGUCGAUGGUAAUGCAUCGUUAAAUUUGGGUUUGAUUUGGACAAUUAUUUUGCGGUUCCAAAUUCAAGAUAUUACUAUUGAGGAGGUAGAUAAUAAGGAAACCAAGUCGGCCAAGGAUGCUUUAUUGCUUUGGUGUCAAAUGAAAACAGCUGGCUAUCAUAAUGUCAAUGUUCGAAACUUUACCACUUCGUGGCGUGAUGGUCUGGCAUUUAAUGCUAUUAUACACAAACAUCGACCCGAUUUAGUGCAAUUCGAAAAAUUGUCAAAGGCAAAUCCCAUGCACAAUUUGAACAAUGCCUUUGACGUGGCCGAAGAUAAACUCGGUUUGGCCAAACUAUUGGAUGCUGAAGAUGUAUUUGUAGAGCAUCCCGAUGAAAAAUCCAUCAUUACUUAUGUAGUAACUUACUAUCACUACUUUAGUAAACUUAAGCAGGAGACAGUGCAGGGUAAACGUAUUGGCAAGGUUGUGGGUAUUGCCAUGGAAAACGAUAAAAUGAUUCAUGACUAUGAACACUUCACAAGCGAUUUAUUGAAAUGGAUAGAAACAACAAUUCAAGCUUUGGGUGAGCGAGUUUUUGAGAACUCUUUAGUGGGAGUUCAAGGUCAGUUGGCGCAAUUCUCUAACUACCGUACCAUUGAGAAACCACCAAAGUUUGUUGAGAAAGGAAACUUGGAAGUUUUACUGUUCACUCUGCAAUCAAAGAUGAGAGCGAAUAACCAAAAGCCUUACACUCCUAAGGAGGGAAAAAUGAUUUCCGAUAUUAACAAGGCUUGGGAGCGUCUUGAAAAAGCUGAACAUGAACGUGAAUUAGCAUUGCGUGAAGAAUUAAUUCGUCAAGAAAAACUUGAACAGUUGGCAGCUCGUUUUGAUCGCAAGGCUUCUAUGCGUGAAACUUGGCUUUCUGAAAAUCAACGUCUUGUGAGUCAAGACAAUUUCGGUUUUGAUUUGGCUGCAGUCGAAGCUGCUGCUAAGAAACACGAAGCUAUCGAAACUGAUAUUUUUGCUUAUGAAGAACGUGUACAAGCUGUAGUGGCAGUGUGUGACGAACUCGAGUCGGAACGUUAUCACGAUGUCAAACGUAUUUUGCUCCGCAAGGAAAAUGUUAUGCGUUUGUGGAACUAUUUACUGGAGUUGCUGCGUGCUCGUCGUAUGCGCUUAGAGAUCUCUCUUCAAUUGCAACAGAACUUCCAAGAGAUGUUAUACAUACUAGAUAAUAUGGAGGAAAUCAAACAGUUGUUGUUGACUGAUGACUACGGCAAGCAUUUGAUGGGUGUCGAAGACUUGUUGCAGAAGCAUUCUUUGGUAGAAGCUGACAUAAACAUUUUGGGUGAACGUGUUAAAGUAGUAGUACAAAAUUCACAGAAAUUCCUUAGCGACGAUCCAGAAUCGUACAAACCAUGCGAUCCAGAGAUUAUUGUAAGUCGUGUACAACAAUUGGAAGAUGCCUAUGCUGAGUUAGUACGUUUGGCAGUUGAGCGUCGCAGUCGUUUAGAGGAAAGCCGUAAAUUGUGGCAAUUCUACUGGGAUACUGCUGACGAAGAGAACUGGAUCAAGGAAAAAGAACAGAUUGUGUCCACAGAUGAUAUUGGUCACGAUCUAACUACAGUCAACUUGUUGCUAAGCAAACAUAAGGCUCUCGAGUCCGAAAUCACUUCUCACGAUCCCCAAUUGCAAAAUGUGGCUAAAGUUGGUGCUGAACUCAUCACUGAAGGUCACUUUGGGGCUGAUAGAAUCAAGGAUCGCCUUAAAGAAAUUCUUUCUAAGUGGGACCAUCUUCUAGAUUUGACCAAGUAUAGACGUCAACGCCUUGAAAAUGCUGUGGAAUACUUCCAAUUAUUUGCUGAUGCUGAUGACGUUGAUAAUUGGAUGUUAGAUACAUUGCGUAUUGUAUCUAGCGAAGAUGUUGGACGUGACGAAGCCAAUGUUCAAUCUCUUCUUAAGAAACACAAAGAUGUUGCUGAUGAACUCAAGAAUUACGCCGAAGUUAUUGAUGCUUUGCACAAACAGGCUGAAACUUUGAAAUUGAACGAUACCGAAAAGGCUAACGUCGAUAAACGUUUAGAGGCUAUUGAUACUCGUUACAAGGAACUUAAUGAGUUGGCUAAAUUGCGCAAACAGCGCUUGUUGGACGCUCUCAGUUUAUACAAACUUAUGUCUGAAGCCGAUGGUGUCGAACAAUGGAUCAAGGAGAAGACUAAGAUGCUUGACACGAUGACACCUGGUAAAGACAUCGAGGAUGUUGAAAUCAUGAAACAUCGUUUCGAAGGCUUCGAUAAGGAAAUGAACGCCAAUGCCUCCCGCGUUGCAGUUGUAAACCAACUAGCAAGACAGCUAUUGCACGUUGAGCAUCCCAACUCUGAUGAAAUCCUCGAGCGUCAAAAUCAUCUCAACGAAGAAUGGUCUGCACUCCGCGAAAAGGCCGAAUCUAAGAUGGAUGAACUUAAAUCUGCUCAUGGUGUUCAAACAUUCUAUAUUGAAUGCCGCGAAACCAUUUCAUGGAUUGAGGACAAAAAACGUAUUCUUACUGAAACUGACAGUUUGGAAAUGGAUCUGACUGGUGUCAUGACAUUGCAGAGACGUUUAAGCGGCAUGGAACGUGAUUUAGCUGCAAUCCAAGCUAAACUUUCAAGCUUAGGAAAGGAAGCUGACAGUAUUGAAUCUGAACAUCCCGAAGAAGCGCAAAUCAUUCGUGACCGCAUUGCCCAAAUCGAACUCAUCUGGGAACAGUUGACACAAAUGCUUAAGGAACGUGAUUCUAAAUUGGAAGAAGCUGGAGAUUUGCAUAGAUUCUUGCGUGACUUGGAUCACUUCCAAACUUGGCUCACAAAAACCCAGACUGAUGUUGCCUCGGAAGAUACUCCAACAUCGUUGCCCGAAGCUGAACAGCUACUCAAUCAACAUCAAUCGAUCCGUGAAGAAAUUGACAAUUACACUGAAGAUUAUAAGAACAUGAUGGAAUAUGGAGAACGUUUGACUUCAGAAUCUAACACUUCCGAUGAUCCUCAAUAUAUGUUCUUGCGCGAGCGUUUGAAUGCUCUUAAAGACGGCUGGGAGGAGUUGCACCAAAUGUGGGAGAAUCGUCAAGUAUUAUUGUCUCAAAGUCUCGACCAGCAGCUAUUUAACCGUGACGCACGUCAAACCGAAGUGCUUCUCAGUCAACAAGAGCAUUUCCUUAGCAAAGACGAUACCCCAGUUAAUUUGGAACAAGCUGAAAACCAACUCAAACGCCAUGAAGCUUUCCUUACAACUAUGGAAGCUAAUGACGAUAAGAUUAACAGUUUAUUACAAGUAGCUGAUACUUUAGUAGAGAAGGAACACUUCGACUCUGAAAAGAUCGGUAAACGUGCCGAAAAUAUUGCCAGUCGUCGUGAUGACAACCGCAGAAGAGCCCUUGAGCAGCACGAAAAAUUAAAGAAUCAAGUCAAGUUGCACGAGUUCCUUCAAGAUUUGGAUGAAUUAUCUGAAUGGGUUCAAGAGAAAUACGUCACAUCACAAGAUGAAACCUACAGAAGUGCUAAGACCAUUCAUUCUAAAUGGACUAGACACCAGGCAUUCGAGGCCGAAAUUGGAGCAAACAAAGAACGUUUGUUUGAAGCUCAAAAGGCCGCCGAAGAAUUGUCGAAAGAAAAACCCGAAUUCAAGGACGUAAUUGAACCUAAAUUAAAGGAGCUUGGCAAACAAUUCGAAGACUUGGAAACUCACACUAAAGAAAAGGGUGCCAUGUUGUUCGACGCCAAUCGCGAAGUUCUUGUCCAACAAACUUGUGAUGAUAUCGACUCAUACAUCACAGAUUUGGAGAAACAAAUUGUUAGUGCGGAUACUGGCAACGAUUUAACAUCAGUCAACAUUCUUAUGCAAAAACAACAAGUCAUUCAAACACAAAUGGCUGUUAAGGAACGUCAAGUAGAGGAAAUCGACAAACAAACCGAAUACUUGAAGAAGACUGUUCCUGAAGAAAAGAUUGAACCGAUUGUCACUAAGAAGACUGCCGUUCUUGAUCGUUUCGAGAAAAUCAAAGCACCUUUGCUCGAGCGUCAAAAGCAAUUGGAAAAGAAGAAGGAAGCAUUCCAAUUCUGUCGCGAUGUCGAGGAUGAAAAGCUCUGGAUCAAUGAAAAACUGCCAGUUGCCAAUUCAAACGAUUAUGGCAACUCCUUAUUCAAUGUACAUGUUCUUAAGAAGAAAAAUCAAUCCUUGGCUACUGAAAUUGAUAACCAUGAACCCCGUAUUAAUGCAAUUUGUAAUAACGGCCGUAAACUCAUCGAUGAAGGCCACGAAGAUGCCAAGAAGUUCGAGGCCCUUAUUAGUGACUUGACACAGAAAUGGCAAGAACUUAAAGAUGCUGUCGAGAACCGCAAGAAACACUUGUUGGAGUCCGAAAAGGUACAACAAUACUUCUUUGAUGCUCAAGAGGCCGAAUCAUGGAUGAGCGAACAAGAACUGUACAUGAUGGUUGAGGAUCGCGGCAAGGACGAAGUCAGUGCCCAAAACCUAAUGAAGAAACACGAAAACCUUGAGCAGUCCAUUGAAGACUAUGCUAACACUAUUCGCCAAUUGGGUGAAGUUGCACGUCAAUUCAACAUCGAUGAUGUGUCAAGCGGCGACGCUGUAGCUGUCAAGCAAUCUCAGUUGGACAAAUUGUAUGCUGGUCUUAAAGAUUUGGCCGGUGAACGUCGUGCUCGCCUUAAUGAAGCCCUGCAACUUUUCAUGUUAAGUCGCGAAGUCGAUGAUUUAGAACAAUGGAUUGCCGACAGAGAAGUCGUUGCCGGUUCGCAAGAGUUGGGUCAAGACUUCGACCAUGUGACAUUACUUUCAGAACGUUUCAGCGAAUUUGCUCGUGACACAGAAGCCGUUGGUGGCGAACGUGUAGCUAAGGUCAAUAGCAUUGCCGAUAAUCUGAUUCAAGCCGGUCAUUCGGAUUCUGCCACCAUUGCAGAAUGGAAAGAUAAUUUGAACGAAUCUUGGCAAGAUCUUUUGGAAUUAAUCGAAACACGAACACAAAUGCUUGCAGCUUCCCGCGAAUUGCACAAAUUCUUCCAUGAUUGCAAAGAUGUUCUCAGUCGCAUUAUUGAAAAGCAACACGGAGUAUCCGACGAACUGGGAAGAGAUGCAGGAUCAGUAUCAACUCUACAGCGCAAACACCACAACUUUAUGCAAGAUUUAACCACAUUAUACGCCCAAGUACAACAAAUACAAGAGGAAUCCGCGAAAUUACAAGACUCCUACGCUGGAGACAAAGCAAAGGAAAUUACAAAUCGCGAACAGGAAGUUCUGCAUGCCUGGGCGAACCUACAGGCUAUGUGCGAUGCCCGCAAACAGAAACUCGCCGAUACCGGUGAUUUGUUCAGAUUCUUCAACAUGGUACGUAUACUGAUGAUCUGGAUGGAAGAUCUUGUACGUCAAAUGAACACAUCAGAAAAACCACGUGACGUGUCGGGCGUUGAACUCCUCAUGAACAACCACCAAAGCCUGAAAGCUGAAAUCGACACACGCGAAGAUAACUUCUCUGCUUGUAUAUCAUUGGGCAAGGAAUUGCUGACGCGAAAUCAUUAUGCCUCCGGAGAUAUUAAGGAUAGAUUACUACAAUUGAAUAACAGUCGAAACGCUUUGUUAAGAAGAUGGGAAGAACGUUGGGAGAAUUUGCAAUUAAUUUUGGAAGUGUAUCAAUUUGCUAGAGAUGCUGCCGUUGCUGAAGCUUGGUUGAUUGCCCAAGAACCUUAUCUAUUGUCAUCAGAACUGGGUCAUACCAUAGAUGAAGUCGAAAAUCUUAUUAAGAAACAUGAAGCAUUCGAAAAAUCUGCCGCCGCCCAAGAAGAGCGUUUCAGUGCACUUGAGCGUUUAACAACAUUUGAGCUUAAAGAAAUGAAACGACGCCAAGAGUUAGCGGAAGAAGCGGAAAGACAACGCAUCAAGGAAGAAAUGGAAGCAAAGGCUGCUGCUGAGGCCGCUGAGCAAGCCAAACGUGAAGCCGAAAGACGCGACGUCGUUGAUGUUGCAGCAUCUGAAGAAGCAGCUGCUGUCGUCGAUAUCGCAGCUGAAGUCGAACGUACCGCAGAAACACAGACAGAACGUGCUGGUGCUAGUGGAGGCGAAGCUCAUGAAGGCUAUUUGACGAGAAAACAUGAAUGGGAGUCCACAACAAAGAAGGCAUCUAACAGAUCAUGGGAUAAGGUGUAUACAGUUGCCCGAAGUGGACAUUUAUCAUUCUUCAAAGAACAAAAGGGUUAUAAGAGUAAUCCUGAAUUGACUUUCCGCGGAGAACCAGUGUAUGACUUACAAAAGGCUUCAGUUGAAGUUGCCAGCGAUUACACUAAGAAGAAGCAUGUUUUAAGAAUAAAACUUUCAAAUGGUGGCGAAUUCUUAUUGCAAGCCCAUGAUGACAAUGAAAUGUCGCAAUGGGUCGCGGCCCUUAAGGCCCAAUGCGACUCGGCAGCUGUUGCAGAAAGUAGAUCCCAGACUUUACCAGCCACAUCGCAAAAGGACGAACCAAAGCGUAGAUCAUUCUUUACUUUAAAGAAAAAGUAAGACAUCAUAACAACAAUAAUAUUACACAACACACCCACACCAUACACUGCAACAUUUAUUUAAUGCUUAAAUAAAGAAGUAAAAAUAUAAGAUUUAAUCAUUAAAUGGAAAUAAUAAUAUAUACAAAUAUUAUAGUUAUUUAUAUUGCUUAUAUAUACAUAUAUAAUAAUAUAUAUAUAAAAGAAAAUCAAGUGCACGAUGAAAACAAAAAUGCUGCUAUUAAAUUUAAUCUUACGUAUAUUGUAUCUUAUUUAUUAUUUAACAAACAAACAAAUAAAUAAAAAAAAUCGAAACACAAAAA